AUGCUAUCUGUUUGCAAUACUGGUAUCUUCCUGGUUGGGGAGCUUCGUGGACAGGCCGAGCUGACCAGUAAACAAUCAGAGAGGGAAGUGUACAUUUUCAGGAUAAAAUGGAGGGUGUUGUUGCCACAAGAGGUCGAAGCAAUCUCGCUGUCUCGGCAGACGGGGAGGUGAGCGUCAACAGAGAGGUUACCAUGACGGCGCUGGCACAUGAUGAAGAAGGAAAUGUUUUCUUAAGAGUGUUCCGUGCACGCACCCGGCAGGUUGUGGGUCAAGUCUCUGGAAUAUUUGCCAUUUCGGGAUCUGAAGAGGAGUCUGCACCGAGUCGUCACCAUUCUGUCACCAUGCCUGACGACGAUGACGAUAUCGAUAAAAUGUCAGUGAAAGUGUGUGUCUGCAUCUUUUCCCUUAUCUUUGGUUCGCUGCCUGUGGCCAUGAUAGUUGUUGGCAUCCUUGACUACAAUCUGUGCCCAGGCAACACCAGACUCGCCAUCUACAUGAUAGCCCAGGGAGCCACCUCUGUCGUCAUCCCCAUCCUGGCAUCCUGCUGGUUUUGCUGCAGGUGUAUUUCAGGAAACUUCAUAGGCGCUAUCUGUGUCAUCAUUGGAUUGUUUAACAUCGGAUGGGGAAUUGUAGGUUCCCUGUGGCUCGCCUCGUCUCCGUGCAAGGAUACGCUUCUAUUCACCCACGCCCUCGGCUUCUCUGUGCCCAUGUGGAUCUUCUACUGCCUCGUGCCCCUGCUGUGCGUGUGUUGUGUGAGAGCCUGGUGCAAGGGCGACGAUUAAACAGGCGGUGGGUUUGGCAGUUGCUUCAGCGUGGAUGAACCAGGUUAUUCGAACAAACUUUACUGGAUGGGCUGAGAUGACAUAUGCGCAGCAGCGAAGAAUCGAGUCCUGGACAAGAAUUACAUAGUUUUUCUGAACAAAUGUUUUUGUGUCAUAUGUUCAGUUGUCCCUAAGUGUUUUAAUCGAUCAUGUUGUCUGUGAUCAUUAUGUUCAGUAUGGCCAAAUUGUACCUAUUCGUAAGAAAGGCAUACUACUUCAGUCAACAAUUAUAGACGUUUUCGAACAUAUUCUGUUUCCAGAAGAAGAGGUAAAUUAUAUGCAUAUUUUAUAGACUUUCAUAGGCUUAGACACUUGACUCCAUUCAUCAAAUGUAACAGUCUUAAUAUAUUUGUCAGUGGAUAUAAAUAAAUAUUUCAAUGACCA
This is a messenger RNA of Haliotis rubra (blacklip abalone), 1205 nucleotides long. RefSeq lists its product as uncharacterized. The transcript is spliced from 8 exons. The record is from RefSeq and is a predicted model, not a curated record. Bases 108 to 782 code for a protein of 224 amino acids. Lineage: Eukaryota; Metazoa; Mollusca; Gastropoda; Lepetellida; Haliotidae.